UUCGAUAUGGAAUAUUCGCUUUAAACCUGCAUCAAAGAACAAGAAAGAUAAUGUUUACUAUGAGUAAUGGCAUUGCCAGUAUUCGAUACACGACAAGUAUUAUUGGAACAUUUAUUAUCGAAGUUAACUGCAAUAUGUUCGACGAAAUUGGCCGCUAAAAAAAUACUCCUGGAAGUAUCCAAUAAUUUACAGAACAAAGAUAUACUGCGUCUACUUGAAGAGGACAAACUUAUAACUGCAACUGUCAAUAAAUUUCAUGCAAGAACGGCUGAAAAGGAGGAAUUAGGAGAACUUCUUUACUAUAAAGUAAAAACUGUUGAACCAGACCUUUGUUCUAAGAUCACUGGAAUGCUUAUGGAAUUGGAUCCUUCAACAAUUAAAAAACUGUUGGAAGACAGUACUUUGUUACAGAAUGCGAUUGAUAAGUCCAAGAAAGAAUAUCUGGAAUUUACGAGUAACUCGAAGAAGAGACAAGAAUAUGGAGAAGAAAUUUAUAACCUUGUUUGCAUGCACCACAAGCCAGAGCUUGCAAGUCGACUAACUGGUAUGCUCCUGGAACUAGAUGAGGAGUCGUUACGAAUGCUAUUGAGAAAUCAGAAGGAAUUUGAGAAAAAGUUGGAGAUAGCUUACAAUACAUUUGUAUCUUAUUGUUCAAGUUAAUACUAAAACUGAAAAAAAAAAUGGCAAAUCAUCAAGAACUGGCAGACUUCAUCAAGAGUGUUCAUAUCAACCUACGACUUCGAUCUAGGGAAAUUGGCGCUGAAGCAGCCUGGGAAGAACACUGUAAGGACCAUCAGAAAUUGGAGAAGUAUGCUGUCACAAUGAAAGAACUUGCUACUGUACACUGGGAAAAAAAUAUUAAGAUUCAUUCCGACCAGUCAGGGAUCUUAUGGGUAGUUGAUAAAUGCAAUUGGUACUUUUUUGGAGAAGGAAAGGGCCUAUUUAUCUCAAAAGAACUGAAGAUGGCAUCGAGGUAUUCAAUGACCUGUGACUUCAACAAUGUUGUUUUUGGUAAAAGAAUAUCACUGUUGGAUGUUGGUAGCUGCUACAAUCCACUGUCUCAUUUUCCAAAUAUUGUCACUACUGCAAUAGAUUUGGAACCUGCUGACAAGAAUGUGCUUAGGUGUGACUUUCUUUUAGUAGAAAUUGGUGACCAGCUGGUGGUUGAAGAUAACUCUUUCUGUAAACAAUUGCCAAAGGAGGGAUAUGAUGCGAUACUUUUCUCAUUAUUGCUAGAAUAUUUGCCUUCACCUCGUCAGAGAUUCUCUGCUUGCAAAAAAGCUAUGAAGCUUCUGAAAAAAGGGGGUUUGUUACUUAUAUUGACACCUGAUUCGAAACACGAAACUGCUAAUUCAAGACUUGCCAGGCAGUGGAGGCUUGCUUUAGCAUCACUUGGAAUGUGGAUGCUGACAACAGAGAAACUGAAACACCUUCGCUGCUUUACAUUUGUAAAGGCUCAUGAUAAACAGAUUAUUGAAAACUGGUUGAUGUUCCAGAAGGUGGACAUAUCUUUUGAUGAAGCUAUUGCCAUACCUCAAGACAAAAAUCCUUAUGAUGAUUUUAAUUGUAGGGAAACAGAACUUUCUACUAGUCAUGUCGACAAUAAUUUUAUGCCCAAUACAUUUUCUCAAAUUAUUGGUGUUGAAGAUAUCUUUGAUGAGUGAAUUACAACAUAAAAUUACUAUUUGUAAAUUUCUGAACUAAUUUUUAUUAUCCCUUCUAGUCAUCUAAUUACUUUUUAUUUUUCAUGAAAAUUUUCAUUUAAUUUAGGAAAAACCUGAUUUUCUAUCAAGUUUUAAUAGUAACAAAUAAUAUCUAUAGAGAAAGAGGUUGCAAUAGUUUUAUUUUCCCACAUGACUUAUUUGAGGUUUGAUCCUAUAUUCCACUAUAUGUAAACAUAGUUACAUUCAUCAGAAAUUAUUGAUCAUUUAUGAUUUUGUUUUUAAAUUUUUUUUUUUUUUUGCUUAAGAAAAGAGAGUGAGGUAGCUCAGUGAUAGGGUGCUGACUUCUAAUGGCC
Molecule: messenger RNA, 2017 nt
Organism: Nezara viridula (southern green stink bug)
Lineage: Eukaryota; Metazoa; Arthropoda; Insecta; Hemiptera; Pentatomidae
Source: the annotation of a GenBank genome assembly